Sphaerulina musiva SO2202 is the source of this 2635-nucleotide messenger RNA. Its product is annotated as Sec34-domain-containing protein. Gene Ontology annotation, cellular component: COG complex; membrane; cis-Golgi network. NCBI's taxonomy places the organism in Eukaryota, Fungi, Ascomycota, Dothideomycetes, Mycosphaerellales, Mycosphaerellaceae. The coding region runs from base 1 to 2526 and encodes 841 amino acids. Gene Ontology annotation, biological process: Golgi organization; intra-Golgi vesicle-mediated transport; autophagy. The record is from RefSeq and is a predicted model, not a curated record. The transcript has 2 exons.
AUGGACGAUGCCUGGUUCCACACUUUGACUGCAGCGGCUCGGGACAAGCCAUCACAGCAUACGCGGAGAGCUUCACUGCUGCAACAGCCUGACGACGAUGCCUGGAGCGGGCCUCCGAGAGCAUCAUGUGCUCGCAGAGCCCAAAGCUACAGCGACUUCUACCACCGUGUGCAAGGGGACAAUGAGAAGGAGGGUCAUCGAGAACGACACAACAGUCUGGAUACAUCCCAUCCCGUUGUACUGCCCCAGUGCGCGGAGUUGGACUUCGCGGCCGAGUACGAUGCCAUAGAGGAGCUCUUGAUGAAUGAGAGUCAUGCCGAGUAUCAGGCAUAUCUGGAGCAGCUAGAGCUCUCCGAUGGGCACUUGGACAAUCUGUUAGUCUCCACAACGAGUACUUUGGAUCUCUUGUCUGCCUUGUCAGACUCGUUUCAAGCCGUCGCGGUGCAGACGGAAGCAUUUCGACAGCAGUGCGAAGACAUCGUGCUCGAGCAGCGCCGGUUGACAGGUCUGGCAGACGCCAUUGACGAGAAUGCUCAAUACUAUGCGUAUCUGGAGCCCAUGACACGGAGACUGAACGCGCCUGGUGCUUCGAACCUCGUGAAAGGUAAAGAUUUCUUGGAAAUGUUGUCGAACCUGGAUAAUUGUCUGGCGUACAUGGAGUUGCAUCCCACACACAAGGAAUCUGCCACUUACCGGAGCAGAUAUCGGCUGCUGCUCACGAGGGGUCUGACCCUCAUUCGUCAUCAUUUUACAAAAUCAUUAGGAGAGAUUGCAGCAGAUAUUAGCAAGCGCAUACAUGGCGGGCAGCUCAAAGAGACUACCCACUCUACCAUUCUAUACGCGAAGUUUCGCGCUCCUGCUCCGGAGCUCAAGGCCCUUGGCUUGGAAAUACAGAAACGAGCCGUACCUACUCCAGACGACGUGGACGCCGGCCGAGAACCAGAAUAUCUCAGCCUACUUCGUGAAUUGUACCAGUCGUACUCGGCAACGAGAGGAAGGUUGAUCUUGCCCUUGGUCGCAAAGAAGAUGGCUGAUCUCGCUGCGGAUCCGCAACAUGUCGACGUGCUGUCUUUUGCGAAGUCAAGUCUUAGCUACGUGCGAGGGAUAUGCUUAGAUGAGCAUGAUUUGUGGUUCGAAUGGUUCGAAACCGAAGGGGCUCUGUACGACUUUCUGGAAAGUCUACUGGAACCAAUGUACGAUUAUUUGCGACCAAGGACAAUCCACGAAACGAGGAUGGAGAAGCUAUGUGACCUCUGCGCGAUGAUUCAAGGUCGCUACAUGGAUGUGGACUCUGAGGAAGAUGACGAUACCGAAAGCUCGGCCGCGAGCCCUUCAACGAGUGGUCGACAAUUGGGUCGCAAGCUUGAUUUUGGCAACCUCAUUCACCCCGCGCUCGAGGAUGCACAGACCAGAUUGGUGUUCCUUGCCUUGAACGUACUCCGCGACAGUAUAGAGAACUACAAGCCCAAAGCAGAAGAUCUCGAGGUCUCGCCGCGAGCAGCCAUCACAGGGAUCAAUGGCGCCAAAAAAGGACCUGUUCUUUCUGGCAAGAGGCAACCUUCAACGCCGUCAACGCCUAUUCCCAAAACACCGGCAGUAGUAGACGAAGACAUUGAUGAUGGCGAGAGCAUGUUCAGCAAGCGUUUUGCAGUCGAGACUUCGACACCCAGCAUCAGGCACUGGUAUCCCACGCUACGCAAGGCAGUAUGGCUUCUGCGCCGCAUCUACCGUCUUGUCAACAGUACAGUAUUCGAUGACUUGGCGCACCGCAUCGUGCAUUCCACGAUCGCGUCGCUGAUAUACGCUGGCCAACAAGUUAGUUCCAAGAGGACGCCGCAAGAUGGGCAACUGUUCCUCAUCAUCCACCUUCUCCAUCUCAAGCAGCAGAUUGUGGCAUUUGACAUUGAGUUCAUUCCGCCCGAGGUUGAAUUCGACUUCUCAUCUGUCACAAACACGUUCUACGAACUGCGCGAUCGUGGCAGUCUAUGGAAUCCUGCAUCAUGGGUACGCCUGGUCGGAGGCGCUGUGGGAGGUGGUUUACUGCCACGGGUUGUGGAGAACAUGCUAGAUGCGAAAGCAGAGCUCGAUGGCCGCCUUCGCACAGUGAUCAAUGACUUUGUCAAGGGCUAUGCUAGUCACAUCACUGCUCCUGUUGAAGGUGUCGCGGUGGCACAAGCGCAGGAGAAGAAGGAGUUUGAUGGUGUCAAGGCUGUUCGGACCGUUCGUGGUCUAGCGGAGAAAGAUGUCCCUGCGCUACGAGAAAAGUUGGAAGAGUUUGUUGAUGAUGCCAGAACGAGAGAGACGCUGGUCGCUGCAGUUCGCGACCAAGUCAUCAUGAGCUAUGAGGAAUUCUUUGACAAUUAUAGUGAAGGGAGAGGUAAGAAGUUGAGUCGGAAGGGCAAGGGACGGGAGGAUGAGGUCUGGGGACCCGACUUGUUCAACGAUGCCAUGGAGAAGGUCUUUCAGGUUGGACAAGUCGUAGGCGAGGACAAUGAUAGUGUGGGCAGCGGUGGCAUCAGUGAUUGAGUAGAGCACAUUCUGUGAACAUCUGCCCUAUUCAGUAUGUGUCAGUCAGCGAGACGGGCAUGAAACAAGGAUAUCCUUAUACAGAAAUGGUGAUUGCGAUGAUGACGGG